This is a messenger RNA of Hyla sarda, 4540 nucleotides long. RefSeq names its product ring finger protein, transmembrane 1 (gene RNFT1). The record is from RefSeq and is a predicted model, not a curated record. Gene Ontology annotation, biological process: positive regulation of ERAD pathway. The coding region runs from base 207 to 1454 and encodes 415 amino acids. The transcript has 9 exons. Gene Ontology annotation, molecular function: ubiquitin protein ligase activity. Lineage: Eukaryota; Metazoa; Chordata; Amphibia; Anura; Hylidae. Gene Ontology annotation, cellular component: endoplasmic reticulum.
UUCUAGACUUGGAAUGCAGAACCUUGCUCCGCCUACCUCAUGACGUCGACGCCGUAUUGGAAUUACUGGUCGUCACUCCGGUAGCACCCGGAACCUGUAUGUGGGACAGCCCGGCUUACGUGUGACCCGGGGGUAGCAGUACUUACCUGUGAGCACCGCUUCUGAGGGAGACAUGGGCGGCGACGGUUUCGUUUCUAGACAUCAGCAUGAAGCUACGACCAAGUUCUGAGCGGAAAUGUAGCAGCGAGGCUUGCAACAUAGAAGACAAGGGGACUCUCGCCAUGCAGACAAGCUCUGGACAUACCCAUCCAACAGGAAAUGGGAAUGGCUUGCCCAGCCUUUCUCUCCCUGCUAACCGUUUACCUGCAGAUGGGUCCAGCAACUCUAGAGAUGUAGCAAUAAAUGUACAUUCAUUAAAUUCUGAAAGUGACACAAGAUCUGGCUCAAGACAUGCCAGACCAACCAUACGAUUACAGAAUCGACCUGGUCAUACACACUCUAAUACCAAUGGUGCGGGCGGGCAAGAUGAGUCAAAUAACACAGAUGCAAGAGAACAUAGCAACAGUAUCUCAGAGGUCCUACAUGUCUAUAAGUGGUUGGAUAAAAGUUUUCCAUAUAUAUUAAUCUUUAGUGCCAAACUCAUUGUUCAGCAUCUAACAGGCAUUACUGUUGGAAUUGGCCUGCUAACAACAUUUCUGUAUGCAAAUAAAAGCAUUGUAAAUCAGGUUUUUCUAAAAGAUAAGAGUUCUAAAUUGCAGUGUUUUUGGCUCCUGGUAUUUUUGACUGGCUGCUCACUGCUUUUGUAUUACACCUUUUCAUCUCAGGCACUUUAUUACAGCUUGAUUUUUAUGAAUCCAUCUCUUGGACCUUUGCAGUUCUGGGAUGCUUUGUGGGUUGUAGGAAUAACAGACUUUAUUGUGAAAUUUUUCUUCAUGGGCCUAAAGUGCUUUAUUCUCCUGGUGCCUUCUGUUAUGAUGUCACAUAAAUGCAAGGGCUUUUGGUACAUGUGUAUGGAAGAAAUUUCACAGUAUUAUUGUACACUUGUCUCUACACCUGUCUGGUUCCGUUACUUGAUUGAUUAUGGGGCUCAAACCAGUGGAGCUGAAUGGCAUUUUGGUAUUCUGUUGGCUUUGCUCUACCUCAUCAUAAAGCUGUUUGUUGUUUUUGGACAAUGGAAAACAUCUGCUGAUGUAUUACAACAGUUUUUUAAUCAGCCUAAUUAUGGUGUGGCUGCAACCAAAAGACAAUGUUCCGAAGCGGAGGACAUCUGUGCAAUAUGUCAAGCUGAAUUUACAAAACCGAUUGCUCUUAUAUGCCAUCACAUAUUCUGUGAAGAGUGCAUCUCUCUUUGGUUCAAUAGAGAAAAGACCUGCCCUCUCUGCCGGACUGUGAUAUCCAACCACAACCACAAGUGGAAAGAUGGAGCCACAUCCCUACAACUGCGUCUGUUCUAGUCUUAAGUUUUCUUAAGUUUUUGUUUUGUUUCACUUGUUCUUUUGGUGUAUAGAUUUUGGUGACUUGUUCAAAUGAAGGGCUAGAAGUUAACGGGUUUGCAUUGGGUUUUAUGUUUUCAUUGUUAGUGUUCUGGUUUACUCCUAAUGCCUGUUUCUUUCCUAUGCAUAAGGCAUACUUGUAUAAGAGAGCUAAUGGUUCCAAGCCAAACACCUUUUUUAUAUACAUGUAUUCUUAUAAAUUUAUAUUACAAUUUUUUUAUUUUUGGCACUUCUUCUAAACUCAAUUGAACUUUUCAAAGCAGGCAAAUAGUUGCAUUGGUGACUGUGUAUCACACUAGAAGUGGAUUACUCUUAUACUAUGUUCACACGUUGGAAUGUCCGCACAGAGAAUUCAUGCAGACAUUACGCAAAAUGCCAGCGCUAGGACCACACAGGAAUGCACCAUCUCAUAGAUGGCUAUGCAUUCCAUGCGGACAUGGAAAACUGAAUUUUCAAUCCAGAAACAUCUGGGUUGCACAGUGCAGCAGAAUUCUGUUGAAUUCAAUGGGACUCUACUGCAGCGGAAGCUCCGUGACUAAUUCCAAUACAGAAUCCGUCACGGAAAUUCCGACGUGUGAACAUGGCCUUAAAGAGAAUUUGGCAUAAAAAAAUUACCCAUUGUUUUUCAAUCUAAUUAUUAUGUUAACCACAUUCUUAAAUCAUUUUGGUUGUUUCUAAUAAUACAUUUUACUAUCUAGAUUUUCAAAUAAUCAUGAAAUUCUGGCCAUUAGGCCUAAAACUAAGCUGAGACUUCCUGUUAUGUACUGAUCACUUUCCAGCAGUGCCCCUGCUCUCAUCACAAACAGGAUUGCAUUAAAGGUGACACCAAUUGAUAGAUUAGAAUCCGUUCACAAUAACUAAGGUUUAGCAUCCCCAUGCCUGUAGAAUGACCUGAAAAGAUCAGAUAAUUCUCAGUAAUAUUUUCAGUUUAUGUGAAUGGGAAAGGUCCUGUCCAUAUGUUCUGCUGUGACUCAUAUCUCAAAAUGCUGUAAAAAAAAAGUUUUCCAUUAUCUAAAAAAAAACUAGGUCAUACAUUCCCUUUUAACCCCUUAAGGACUGAGCCCUUUUUCACCUUAAGAACUGAGCCCUUUUUUGCAAUUCUGACCACUGUCACUUUAGCAUUAAUAACUCUGAGAUGCUUUUACCGAUUAUUCUGAUUCUGAGAGAGUUUUUUUCGUGACAUAUUCUACUUUAUUUUAGUGGUAAAUUUUUGUCAUUACUUGCAUCCUUUCUUGGUGAAAAAUCCCAAAAUUUCAUGAAUAUUUUGAAAAUGUUGCAUUUUUCUAACUUUGAAACUCUCUGCUUGAAAGGAAAAUGGAUAUUCCAAAUAACUUUUAUAUUAAUUCACAAAUACAAUAUGUCUACUUUAUGUUGGCAUCAUAAAAUGGACAUAUUUUUACUUUUUGAAAACAUUAGAGCGCUUCAAAGUAUAAUAGCAAUUUUCAAAAUUUUCAUGAAAAUUGCAAAAUCUGAAGGGACAGAUGUUACAGAACUACAACUCCCAGCAUGUCUGAGCAGUCUAGGCAUGCUGAGAGUUGUAGUUUUGCAACAUCUGGAGGGCUACCGUUUGGACACCACUGUAAUAGUGGUCUCCAAACUGUGACCCUCCAGAUGUUGCAAAACUACAACUCCCAGCAUGCCCAGACAGCUUUUGGCUGUCUGGGCAUGCUGAGAGUUGCAGUUUGGCAACCACUAGUAAGGCAGCAGUAAAGAUCGCUUUACAGCCACCUUCCUUGAUGCUCCACGCCGUCGCCUCCCUACCUGCGCCGCUGAUCUCCGCUGAUGCCACCGAUGAUCGGCGGUCCCCACCGCAUUUUCUUUACAGGUACCAGCCACCAUCUUCUCCCCCCGUUCUGCCCGAGAUCCAGGGGUGGGCAGAGCGGGGGGUUUCCAUGGAAACCCCCCGUCUUCAACUGCCAUUGGUCAGUACUCGGUACUGACUAAAGGUAGGGGAUAGGAGGAGGUUGCACUGCUGCAACCUCGCUCCUAUCCCUUAGGAUGAUCGGGGCUGUCACUGACAGCUCCGAUCAUCCCUAUUUUCCAGGCGAUCGGGUCACCAGAGACCGGAUCAGCCGGAAUAGCAGAAAAUCGCAUAUCUGAAUUGACAUGCGAUUUCCUGCGAUCGCCGACAUGGGGGUGUCUCAGGACCCCCCUCGGCGAUGUGCCGGGAUGCCUGCUGAAUAAUUUCAGCAGGCAUCCCGGUCCAGUCCCCGACCGGCUAGCAGUGGGGACUGGAAUUCCCACGGGUGUAUCCAGGAAUUCCCCCAGGGGGGUAUCUAUACGCCCUCAGUCCUUAAGGACUUUAAAACGGGGGGCGUAUGGAUACGCCCGCCGUCCUUAAGAGGUUAAAACAGUAUCAUUUUUUUAAGACUCAUUAGACAUUUCUGUAACUUUUUAUUGGAGAAAGAAUGUGUGUGACUUCCCAAAAUCUCUUGGGGUUCACUGUGAUACUGACCACAAGCAGAGUAGGAAAAUUGUACACAGGUGCCAGGCACAUUACAAUAGAUCAUACAAAUAACCAGCAAGCAGGAUCGUGAGGCACUGCGGUUGUAAGGAGAUACAGGUUCAGGGAUCUAGGAAUGUAUUGCUAGCGAAGUGUAUGGCGUGCUCUGACUAAAAAUAAAAUACAUAACCCAGUGUAACUUGAAAAGAAAUUGGCCACUCCCCAUGGAACGUCUUGAAGCUUCUUUAUUGUGCAUAAAACUCACAUAAUGAGAAUCUUAGAGGGAUAUAGGACGGCGGGGGGUACAGCACUUGCUAGUAUGAAACGGAGCUUGUUGCCUUAUCUGUAACACCCCCCCCCCCCCCGUCCUAUAUCCCUUUCCAAUUUUCGUUAUGCGAGUAUUUCAUGCACAAUAAAGAAACUUGAAGAUGUUCCGUGGUGAGUGGCCGAAUUUCUUCUUUUCAAGUUACAUUACAAUAGAUAACUGUUUUAUACAGUCAUGGCCGUAAAUGUUGGCACCCCUUAAAGUAUUUCUCACAGAAAAGGAUUGCAGUAACAUGUUUUGCUUUACACAUGUUUAUUCCCUUUGUGUGUAUUGGAACUA